Messenger RNA from Fusarium coffeatum, 1629 nucleotides. RefSeq lists its product as uncharacterized. Gene Ontology annotation, molecular function: D-serine ammonia-lyase activity. Bases 1 to 1629 code for a protein of 542 amino acids. Gene Ontology annotation, biological process: D-serine catabolic process. The record is from RefSeq and is a predicted model, not a curated record. Lineage: Eukaryota; Fungi; Ascomycota; Sordariomycetes; Hypocreales; Nectriaceae. The transcript is spliced from 6 exons.
AUGGACUAUUCACUCGAGAACCACAAGUCUUUCAUCGGAAAGUCCAUUUCCGAACUCCCUACGCCAUCGUUGGUGGUGAAUUUGCCGGUGCUCAAGAAGAAUAUUGAUGCGUUACAUCACGAUGUAGAGAAGCUUGGCAUUGGCUUUAGGCCUCAUGUCAAGACGCUAAAGACCCUUGAGGUUACGAGGUUGAUGCUUGCUGGGGGCAAAUACAAGGGCAUGAUUGCUUCUACCAUCCCUGAGAUUAAGGGUGCCUUACCUUUGGUAGAGGAGGGUCUUGUAGAAGAGUGUCUGUACGGCAUCCCAGUUUAUCCAGGAGUUCUGCCCAGAUUGAUUGAGCUCCGAAAGUCACUACGCAUCCAGCUCAUGGCGGACAAUGAGCAACAGGUCUCUUUCCUCGAAGAGUCAUCUUCAAGCAAACAACCAUGGGACAUCUUCAUCAAGCUAGACGUCGGCUCCCACCGAGCAGGUGUUGAUUUAAAGAGCGACUCUCUGAACCGACUAGUCGAGCGCGCAGAAAAGUCUCCUGCUGUCAAUAUCUACGGAUUCUACUGUCACGCAGGCCACUCCUACGGCGGCCGCUCCCGCCAAGAAGCAGAAGAAACUCUCAAUGUCGAAGUAUCAAGCGUCCUCUCGGCCGCCAAGCUUCUCCCAUCCUCGCGUCAACUCGUCAUCUCUGUUGGCAGUACACCCACAGCGCACGUCGUAGAAAGCCUCAAGGCCUCAAUGCCCGAAAACCUUCACUUCGAGCUUCACGCAGGCAAUUUUCCCUGCAACGACCUCCAGCAAGUCUCAACCGGUCUCGUGACCGAAUCUCAACAAGCUGUGACCGUCGCAGCCGAAGUAUGCAGCGUUUAUCCGGAAAGGAACGAAGCGCUUGUUAAUGCUGGUGUUAUUGCGUUGUCGCGCGAGGCCAGUGCCUUUAGCGGAUUCGGCCGAGUGGUGGGCUGCCCGGCGUGGGGUGUCGUGCGAUUAUCCCAGGAACAUGGGAUCCUAGGCACAAGCGAGGGACGAAAGGUAGACGAGGAAUUUAAGCAAUUCUUUAGGAUAUUACAUCCUCAACCACUCGAAUCUACUCUCAAUUCCCCUCCGUUACAUUACCCCGCCUCCAUCAUCAUGUCUUACGCCGAUAUUGCUGCCAAGGGCCCCAAGCAGAGCCCCGAGGAUGCUGCUGCCCCUCAACCUCCCCAAAUCAUCUCUGACGAGUCUGCCUCCACCGCCUCUCUGGUCGACGUCGACAUGCCUAGCGUGCACACUGUCCCCGCCGACUUCCUCGAGCAGGAAGUUCAGACCGAGACCCAAGCUGCCCGCCUAGAGCGCGAGGAGGAGGCCAAGGAGGAGAAGCGAAAGCGUGAAUCCGCCACCGCAAAGGCCAAGCAGACCGACAACUGGCUCAUCCAACAAUUCUCCAAGCUGUCCGACGGCAACGCCACUGGUCUUGUUAUUGCCAACUUCGCUACCGUCGUCGGUCUUAGUGCAUACCUCGGCUACAAGGGUUGGGGCCUGUACGAGAAGGGCAAGCUCGACUGGAAGGCUGUCAGUCUCGGUGCCGGUAUCCUCGCUAGCGUUACUGCCGCCGAGGGCGCUGUCGGUCGAUACCUGUACAAGGGCAAGAAGGGUGGUUCUUAG